Macadamia integrifolia is the source of this 2031-nucleotide messenger RNA. Its product is annotated as 3-ketoacyl-CoA synthase 6-like. Gene Ontology annotation, biological process: fatty acid biosynthetic process. Gene Ontology annotation, cellular component: membrane. NCBI's taxonomy places the organism in Eukaryota, Viridiplantae, Streptophyta, Magnoliopsida, Proteales, Proteaceae. The transcript has 2 exons. The record is from RefSeq and is a predicted model, not a curated record. Bases 173 to 1663 code for a protein of 496 amino acids. Gene Ontology annotation, molecular function: acyltransferase activity, transferring groups other than amino-acyl groups.
CCAACCACAAAACAACCCAUUACCGCAUUCACCUCUUUCCCUCUCUCUGUCUCUGUCUCUUUGGCACUCUGUGUCUUCUCUGUUGAGCAUCAACAAGAAAGAAGAAGCAGAGAGUCUGAUCUUCCAUAGCACAAGAAACAAGGCUGUGAGUGCGAAGCACAAGCUAGCAAAGAUGCCACCAACAUUGCCAAACUUCUCCAACUCAGUGAAGCUCAAGUAUGUGAAACGUGGCUACCAGUGUCUGGUGAACCACCUCCUCACCUUCCUUCUUAUCCCUCUCAUGGCUGGAAUCCUCCUUGAAGUCCUCCGAGUGGGCCCAGAAGAGAUCCUCAACCUCUGGUCUUCUCUCCAAUUCGAUCUUGUCCAUGUUCUCUGCUCAGUCUUCCUAAUCGUCAUCAUCGCCACCAUUUAUUUCAUGUCCAGACCUCGACCCAUUUACCUUGUCGACUAUUCUUGUUUCAAGCCACCUUACACUUGUCGUGUACCUUUUUCCACCUUCAUGGAACACUCAAAACUUAUCAACAAAGAUAACCCCAAAAGCAUCGAAUUCCAAAUGCGGAUCCUUGAACGAUCCGGGCUCGGAGAGGAAACGUGUCUCCCACCCGCGAUCCAUUAUAUCCCUCCAACACCAACCAUGGAAGCUGCAAGAACUGAAGCCGAGUUAGUCAUCUUUUCUGCCAUUGAUAAUCUCUUCAACAAGACUGGAAUCAAGGCGAAAGACAUCGAUAUACUCGUCGUGAAUUGCAGCUUGUUCUCGCCGACGCCGUCCUUGUCGGCCAUGGUGGUGAACAAGUACAAGAUGAGAAGUAACGUGAGAAGCUUCAAUUUGUCUGGAAUGGGUUGUAGUGCUGGUCUCUUAUCUGUUGAUCUUGCUCGUGACCUUCUUCAAGUUCACCCUAAUUCGUUUGCCUUGGUUGUGAGUACUGAGAUAAUAACCCCUAACUACUACAGAGGGAACAAUAGAGCUAUGCUUCUACCCAAUUGUUUAUUCCGUAUGGGGUGCGCCGCAAUCCUCCUCUCAAAUCGUAGGAAGGACUCGUGGCGCGCCAAGUACCGGCUCGUCCACCUGGUCCGAACCCAUAAGGGAGCCGAUGACAAGGCUUAUCGGUGCGUGUAUGAGGAGGAGGAUCCACAAGGUAAGGUUGGGAUUUCUCUUUCGAAGGAUCUAAUGGCGAUCGCCGGAGAAGCGCUGAAGUCGAACAUCACGACGAUCGGGCCACUGGUGUUGCCGGCAUCGGAGCAGCUGCUCUUCCUCUUCACCCUCAUCGGAAGGAAGUUAUUGGACCCAAAGAGGAAACCUUAUAUUCCUGAUUUCAAGCAGGCAUUCGAUCACUUCUGCAUCCAUGCCGGUGGGAGAGCUGUGAUUGAUGAGUUACAGAAGAACCUGCAACUGUCGGCAGAGCAUGUGGAGGCAUCAAGAAUGGCGUUACACAGGUUUGGAAACACAUCGUCAUCGUCUCUCUGGUAUGAAUUGGCAUAUAUUGAGGCUAAAGGGAGGAUGAAGAAGGGAGAUAGGGUUUGGCAGAUAGCGUUUGGAAGCGGGUUUAAGUGUAACAGUGCUGUUUGGAAGUGCAACCGCACCAUUAAAGUGCCAACUGAUAGUCCCUGGCUUGAUUGCAUCGACAGGUACCCUGUGCACAUCCCUGAAAUCGUCAAGCUAUAGAGUUUGAUUCUUCUAGUGCAGAGAAGAUCACUGCACCCACCACUACUCUUCUUUAUUAAUUUACUGUUCUUCUCAUCAUAAAACCCAUCAAGCCAAGGCUGAUAAGGUAAGAUACAAGUGUUAAGAGUAUCUUUCUUUUCUUCUUAUUCCUAUUCAAUAUACAUGAGGAGGGCUCACUCUAAAGCCAAUGCUGAAGUAGGGGCUUUUGUCAUGUGUGUGUGUGUGUUUAUGAAUGUAAGAUGGUUAGGAUAGGGUCUUUCUUCUGGAUAAUUGUAAAACUACUGUUGCUACUACUGUUACAAGUUACAACAGAACCAUCCAAGACUCCAAGAUGUGAUAUAAAUAUUAAGCCAAUGUUGAAAAGUAAA